Setaria italica (foxtail millet) is the source of this 683-nucleotide messenger RNA. RefSeq names its product protein LITTLE ZIPPER 3. NCBI's taxonomy places the organism in Eukaryota, Viridiplantae, Streptophyta, Magnoliopsida, Poales, Poaceae. The record is from RefSeq and is a predicted model, not a curated record. The transcript has 2 exons. Bases 169 to 438 code for a protein of 89 amino acids.
GAGCACACAAACCAUCCCCAAACUCCUCCCUUUUGCCGUCUCCCUGCCCCCACAAACAUCCGACAGUCUCAUCAGCCUCCGCCUUUAGCCGCGCUACAACCAGAGCUCCCGAGCUUGCAACUCCACGGCAGCAGUCACCAGCUCCACUACCACAAGCCGUAGCAGGAGAUGGAGAGGCUGAACACGAAGCUGUACCUGCAGAACUGUUACAUCAUGAAGGAGAACGAGCGGCUGCGCAAGGCGGCCCUGCUUCUCAACCAGGAGAACCAGGCCCUGCUCUCCGAGCUCAAGCACCGCCUCGCUAAGUCCACCACGGCCACCGGCGGCGGCAACAACGCGGCAGCGGCGGCUAACCGCGCAUCGCCCAAGCCCGGCACCGACGCUGCCCUGCCGGCUCAGGCCGGCGGCAAGGGCAAGCCGGCCCCCAAGCCCAAGUAGGCAGUUCGUGGCUGGUGCACGGUGUCUGCACGGGCUGCUGUGUCCUAGCGGCCUUCAUGGCGUUGGUUUUAGUCAGUUUGCUACUUAGCUCUGCCCUCUGAAUGAUAAUUGUCAGGAAGGUUUGUUGAGUUUUAGUUGAUGGAAACCUCACGAGUCCUGCCCGACGGGCACUGAUGUGUAGUAGCAAUGCCCUUGUAAUGAAAUGGAUGACGACUAGAUCGGUUGGGGUUACACCGUUACAGAGA